GAACCUGCGAGGUUAGGAUAAGUGAAUACUACUACGGUCAACUGUGUAAGAAAAUCGAGGCCUAUGGUCGUGAUAUUAAAGUUCUGGAGAAAGAAUUGAAACAAGCUUCGGAAACCGGUCAUUUCCUCAGUGAAUAUGAUGAUGGGUUAAUUGUUUUCAAACCAAUUUCAAGAUGGAAAAUGAUUAAAAACAAAAUCACUAACAAUCGAUAUAUGAGAGCAUCAGGAGCUGGAUUACGUGUAAUUGGGAGGCGAAUAGGCAUUGCAAACAAUGUUCAAAUAAUCCGGCUUAAAGGCUUAGUGCCAUCUGAAAAACAAGCGUAUGUCAUUCUUCUCAGGAAAGAAGCGAAAGGCAUUACUGAUCUGACUCUUCGUCUCGGCUAUCAACACGGUCGACUACUAGAUAUUUCGCUUGAUGAAAAUAAUCUCCAUCGGAACUUUCAACCAGUAUAUCAGUAA
Messenger RNA from Paraglomus brasilianum, 458 nucleotides. NCBI's taxonomy places the organism in Eukaryota, Fungi, Glomeromycota, Glomeromycetes, Paraglomerales, Paraglomeraceae. The record is from the annotation of a GenBank genome assembly.